UCCUAGCUAUCUAUUCCAGGCACGCCAUGGUAGAGCCGGCCGACGUGCUGGGCCUCACGCGGGGCUACAAGCUGCAGCCUCUCGACGACGAGGCGGUGGAAUACUACCUGCUCCGUCGACUCCUUGGCGAGGAGCUCCCGCUGGAGGGCAUCAUCCUCGAGGACGAUCCUCUGAGCGCGCCGCCAUGGGAGCUCUUGAACAGACACGGGCGGGAGGACGAUGCUUUCUUCUUUGCCCACGGGCAAACCAUCGACACCAAGGGGAGUCGGAACAAGCGGACCUGCGCGGGCGGCGGGUGCUGGGAAGGGCAGAAGGUCGUCGUGGAUGACAAGCAGCUCAUCGUCCCCGACAGCGGCAUGGAGAUCACCUGGAAGAAGUACCACCUCAACUUCCACAAGGACGGCGAGAGAGGCAGCACGGGGUGGGUCAUGCACGAGUACUCGGUCACAUCCCCGCCCUAUCUGGCCUCGUCGUCGGUCAGGCUGUAUCGCAUUCUGUUCAGUGGCCAUGGCAAGAAGCGCAAGAGGGUGCCCGAUGAUCACGGCCGCGACGACGAUGGUGGAGCGCGCGCGGCCACCUGGCAAGCCAUAGCAGAUCUUGAUCUUCUCGAGAAGCAGGUUUCAGCGUCGUACUCUGUUUUCCCUCAAGAUGAGGAUGGCUACUGUUAUGCGGCGAACGCCACAGAGGAUCAUCACCUGCUGGGUUCUUCCCAAGACAACGGCCGCUCGUGGUUCUUGCCCGGCGGAGACCGCGGAGUAGGGCCGGUCAGGGCGACAUCAGAUUCAGAUCAAGACGCCCCAGCGGGCGUGAUGCAUGAGUUCGCCGGUGGAGAUGGUGGUGUUGCGUUGCGCCGGUGGCAGCAACGCUACCAUCCUCCGGCGCGAUGGACGAGUCCUUAGAUUUCGAGCUGCCAGAGAACAUCAACUUCAACGAGUUCUUUGCCUUUGACGAGGUGUGCGGCUUGGAGGGCCAUCUCGACGGUCAGUUCUCCGGCGCCGGCAUGCAUACGCAAUUGUCCGGGAUGCAGCCCAUGCCGAA
This is a messenger RNA of Triticum aestivum (bread wheat), 1038 nucleotides long. RefSeq lists its product as uncharacterized. Gene Ontology annotation, biological process: regulation of DNA-templated transcription. The coding region runs from base 27 to 899 and encodes 290 amino acids. NCBI's taxonomy places the organism in Eukaryota, Viridiplantae, Streptophyta, Magnoliopsida, Poales, Poaceae. The transcript has a single exon. Gene Ontology annotation, molecular function: DNA binding. The record is from RefSeq and is a predicted model, not a curated record.